UCCGUGCUUUCCGCCCAGCAGCUUGGCUCGGCAGCACAGGGGCGUGCGGCAUGUCGCGGCGGCGGCACAGCGACGAGAAUGAUGGGGGACAGCCUCACAAAAGGAGAAAGACCUCUGAUGCAAAUGAAACUGAAGAUCAUUUGGAAUCUUUAAUAUGCAAAGUAGGAGAAAAGAGUGCCUGCUCUUUGGAGAGCAACCUAGAAGGCUUGGCUGGCGUUUUGGAGGCUGACCUUCCUAACUACAAGAGCAAGAUCUUAAGGCUUCUUUGUACAGUUGCACGUCUGUUACCGGAGAAGUUGACAAUUUAUACAACGUUAGUCGGACUGCUGAAUGCCAGGAAUUACAACUUUGGUGGAGAAUUCGUAGAAGCCAUGAUUCGUCAACUUAAGGAAUCUUUGAAAGCAAAUAAUUAUAAUGAAGCUGUAUAUUUGGUUCGUUUUUUAUCUGAUCUUGUGAAUUGUCACGUCAUUGCAGCCCCGUCAAUGGUUGCUAUGUUUGAAAAUUUUGUAAGUGUCACUCAGGAAGAGGAUGUGCCUCAGGUGCGACGGGAUUGGUACGUGUAUGCGUUUUUGUCGUCUUUGCCCUGGGUUGGAAAGGAGUUGUAUGAGAAGAAGGAUGCGGAGAUGGACCGCAUCUUUGCCAACACUGAAAGCUAUCUCAAAAGACGUCAAAAGACUCAUGUGCCCAUGUUACAAGUAUGGACUGCUGAGAAGCCACACCCACAAGAAGAGUAUUUAGAUUGCCUGUGGGCCCAGAUUCAGAAAUUGAAAAAGGAUCGCUGGCAGGAGCGGCACAUCCUAAGACCUUAUCUUGCCUUUGACAGCAUCCUGUGUGAAGCUCUCCAGCACAAUUUGCCUCCUUUCACACCUCCUCCUCACACCGAGGACUCAGUGUACCCAAUGCCAAGGGUCAUCUUCAGAAUGUUUGAUUACACAGACGAUCCCGAGGGUCCUGUAAUGCCAGGGAGUCAUUCAGUGGAAAGAUUUGUAAUAGAAGAGAAUCUUCACUGCAUCAUUAAGUCCCACUGGAAGGAAAGAAAGACUUGUGCUGCACAGCUGGUGAGCUACCCAGGAAAGAACAAGAUCCCCUUGAACUACCACAUAGUUGAGGUGAUCUUCGCAGAGCUGUUCCAGCUUCCAGCCCCACCUCACAUCGAAGUGAUGUACACAACGCUGCUCAUCGAACUGUGCAAACUGCAGCCCGGCUCUCUACCCCAAGUUCUUGCGCAGGCGACAGAGAUGCUGUACAUGCGCUUGGACACGAUGAGCACCACGUGCGUGGACAGGUUUAUUAAUUGGUUUUCCCAUCAUCUAAGUAACUUCCAGUUCCGCUGGAGCUGGGAAGAUUGGUCAGAUUGUCUUACUCAAGAUCAUGAAAGUCCCAAACCAAAGUUCGUAAGAGAAGUUCUAGAAAAAUGUAUGCGGUUGUCUUACCAUCAGCGGAUAUUAGAUAUUGUUCCUCCUACCUUCUCAGCUCUGUGUCCUGCAAACCCCACCUGCAUUUACAAGUAUGGAGAUGAAAGUAGCAAUUCUCUUCCUGGACAUUCGGUCGCCCUCUGUUUAGCUGUUGCCUUUAAAAGCAAAGCAACCAACGAUGAGAUCUUCAGCAUUCUGAAAGACGUACCAAACCCUAACCAGGAUGACGAUGACGAUGAAGGGUUCAGUUUCAAUCCACUGAAAAUAGAGGUCUUUGUGCAGACUCUGCUACACUUGGCAGCCAAAUCGUUCAGCCACUCCUUCAGCGCUCUCGCAAAGUUUCACGAAGUCUUCAAAACCCUGGCUGAAAGCGAUGAAGGAAAGUUGCACGUUCUGAGAGUCAUGUUUGAGGUCUGGAGGAACCACCCACAGAUGAUUGCUGUACUAGUAGAUAAGAUGAUUCGUACUCAGAUUGUCGACUGUGCGGCAGUAGCAAAUUGGAUCUUCUCUUCAGAACUGUCUCGUGACUUUACCAGGUUGUUUGUUUGGGAAAUUUUGCACUCCACAAUUCGUAAGAUGAACAAACACGUUCUGAAGAUCCAGAAAGAGCUGGAAGAAGCUAAAGAAAAGCUCGCAAGGCAGCACAAACGGAGAAGCGACGACGACGACAGGAGCAGUGACAGGAAGGACGGGGCCCUGGAGGAGCAAAUAGAAAGACUGCAGGAGAAAGUGGAGUCGGCUCAGAGUGAGCAGAAGAACCUCUUCCUCGUCAUAUUUCAGCGGUUUAUCAUGAUCUUGACCGAGCACUUAGUACGAUGUGAGACUGACGGGACCAGCGUGUUAACUCCGUGGUAUAAGAACUGUAUAGAGAGGCUUCAGCAGAUCUUCCUACAGCACCACCAAACCAUCCAGCAGUACAUGGUGACCCUGGAGAACCUGCUCUUCACCGCCGAACUAGACCCUCACAUCCUGGCCGUGUUCCAGCAGUUCUGUGCCCUGCAGGCCUAAGGGUGACUUUUCUCAUGUCAAGACUUUUUAGAAAUUUUAUUUGUUUUAUUUUUGAUGGCUUGAAUGCUUGCUUUCUUGUAGCGUCCUUUUACUCACUAAAGGAAACAGAAAGAGGACAACAGUGAAGAAUGUGGCAUUGAUUAUCUGUAAUUGCUCCUAAAAGGCAAAUACUCCUAAUGACAAUGUGACGAUAACCCUAGGGUGUAUUACAUACAUGACAUACAACUUUUCUGACUUUUCCCUCCUUAAGGCACAAAAGAUAACUGGUUUGAGGUAUGUGAACACUAGCGGUCAAGCUAACAGAGUAGUGUACUGAACCGAUGGGUUUAUUACCAAGUAGCAUAGCUUUUCACAGGUCGUGGAUAACCCAACGUGGCUAAAAUAAAACUAAAAAUAUGUUUUUUAAACUUCGGUCUUUCAUGUUUUAUCAUCUCAGUUUACUUUAAAGCUCGUAAUUUCUUACUGAAGGUAUGUGUCAUUUGAAAUUUUCCUUUCAAAAUAAGUAAGCAUUCUAAGAUACUGGUGGUUAUAAAAAAAAUAGAGUAGCAGUUCCCAAGAUUGUCUGAACACUUGGGGGAAAAAACACUUUAAAGAAUCACAGGCGAUUUAUGUUAUUUUUUGAAAUUAAACCACAGUCUCAGGGGGUAGAACACACAUCAUCUGUCUGGUCCUUCAAGCCCCCCAGGUGAGUCCAGUGUGCAGGCGGGUUUGGGAACCGUCACCGCAGAGGCCCUGCCCACUUCCUCCAGUUUAAGGACCAGCCUGGCUGAAACUGGACUUGGAGUUAAAUGUAGGUUUGGAUUUUGUUUCUGUGGAACCUGGUCCAAGUAAUACUAAUUCUCAAGCUUGUUCCCCAUGCAGUGUGGAGGCUUAACUAAGAUAACAAAUGAGAACACACUGUAAAAUGACAUGCAAGUUUACAGAUUAUCUGACGUUUUAAAUUUCUAGCACUUUAGACUUUUUUGUUAAAUCUUAGAAAAAUUUUACCAAUAAAAUGCCACAACUGGUAGUAUUUUUGAGUAUUUGUACAACAUAGAUAUCGUUUUUGUUCUUGUUAUGUCAUAAGCAUUUUCCUUAUUAAUAUUGGAUCUCUUUGGCUUACCAUACAUUUGCUGGCCCUAGAAUAUAUUCUACUCAACAGAUGGGAAUUCCUAAGAUUUUAAAUAUCACACUAUUUAAAACAAGUGCUAGGUUAUUCACAAGAUGACAGUUGCAUGGUAGAUCACUAGCAGCACCAGGUUCUUGGCUUAAAAUAUUCUUUUAUUUAUACGGUUCUUCCUCGCAUUGCAAACUUUGGCUAAUUAUACUUACUUGAUCCAAAUUCUAGAGGAAUUUCUAGGUUUUCACAUCCUUUCUCUUGGAUCCUCUCUUCAUAUGUAAUGGUUACUUCUAACAGCUGUUCACUGAUACGACCCUACUCCAUCCCAGUCUGGCAGCUAAGUACACGAAAAAACCUGAACUAGAGACUGAAUUGCAAAGAAAUAUGAGUGCAAGAGCAAACAUUCAGCAACUGAUUUCCCCACUAAUGAAGCAACGAGCGCACACACAAAUGGCACGUCACUGUACAUGACCGUGGUGGGGCGGGGAUUGAUCUAUUAAACUGUACCGAUGA
Molecule: messenger RNA, 4035 nt
Organism: Artibeus jamaicensis (Jamaican fruit-eating bat)
Lineage: Eukaryota; Metazoa; Chordata; Mammalia; Chiroptera; Phyllostomidae
Gene: NCBP1
Product: nuclear cap binding protein subunit 1
Exons: 23
Coding region: 51-2423 (790 amino acids)
Biological process (GO): mRNA export from nucleus; nuclear-transcribed mRNA catabolic process, nonsense-mediated decay; regulation of mRNA processing
Cellular component (GO): nucleus; nuclear cap binding complex
Molecular function (GO): protein binding; mRNA binding; RNA cap binding
Source: RefSeq, a predicted model, not a curated record